AUGGCGUCGAAAGCAUCCGGGGUGUGGAAAAAGCCCAUCAACCAACCUCAGACAAACAAAGAUGACUCAAGCUUCCCGGGACUCGAACCAAAGGGUCCCGAAACUGCCUCCAAGAUUGCAUAUGAGGAGCUUCAACAAAAUGAGCUCAUCGCCCUUGAAGCCAUUUAUGGGGAGGAUUUCGUGAGGCAUGCAGAGACACCAGGUGCUUGGAAGAAAGCAGACCCUUCAUUCGAUGUUCGCAUCAGGGCGUCAUCAGAUGAGGACUUUGCCGUCACUCUGGGUGUAGUGAUGACUGCUACGUAUCCCAAGAGCCCGCCGCUACUAACUCUGAAGAACACUGGCGACCUCCGUGAGGCUACCCUGUUCAAACUUCAGAAGUUCCUCGAGACUCAGCCCAAGAUAUUUGCAACUGAGGAGCAAGAGAUGAUGGAUCGCAUUGUAGAAGGGAUCAGAGAUAUCCUCGAAGACGCAGCUCAGGCCAAGGCAAAGGGGCUUGAGCUCCCCUCACUUGAAGAAGAGAGAGCAGCCCACGAAGCCUUGCUGGCCAAGCUAGCCCAGGAACAGAAAGAGGAAGAGGACCGCAAGAGAGUUGAAGAAAACAAAGAGGAAGAAAGAGUGCUCGGUGGAUUGUUGCAGGUUGAGUUGAAACGCAAGAAGGAUAAGGCGAAGGAGACGCGCAAAAAGAAUCGACCAAACGGGCUGCCGUCUCUCAACACGAUGGACGGCCCAAACAGCCCCGGAAGUGGUCGCAUAAUCUUCGACAGGCCCUGUCACACGACGGACAAGACUGGAAACAUCAUUUCUUUCCAGGCUGUGUUCGGAAAGUCCGAGGUCGCCAAAGGCCCCGUUUCGACUGUCUUCUCCGUUUGGCCUGUCGUCGGCGACGGGCAGGACUGCCCCAACUUGGCGCUCAAGGAGACUGUUCUUCGCACAACUGCAAAAGAAGACGCCUCUGUCUUCAAGAAACAGAUUCAAUCUCUUGAAAGCCAGCUUGAGGCACUCAAGCUAGUGCGUCACCGGAACCUGCUUGAGAUUUUGGACUUUCGGGUGGAGCGGGAGAAGAACAACACUGCAAAAGUGCUCGCAAGUCUUUGGGCCGUCAGCGUCCUCACCCCUAGUGCUGAGAAGGGGUCUCUUGCUGAACUUCUUGAUUUGGCUGGCCAGUUGGAUACCAGUAAGGUGCGUGCUUGGACACGAGAUCUACUUGACGCUCUCAAUUUCCUGCACAACAAGUCUUUGGUCCAUCAAGACAUACACGCAGGAAACGUCUUACUUUUCCGAGAACAGACAGGGGAAAUUGUGCCAAAACUUGCAGACGCAGGCUAUCAAAGAGAGCUGCACAGCAUCUCGUCCAAGGGUCAUGCGCCGCUAGGACUGAGAUCUGCGAAGUCUGCUUACUGGCUGCCGCCAGAGACUGCCGCGCUGUCGAAGCCUCAUUAUACGCAGAAAACGGACAUGUGGGAAUUUGGUAUUGUUUUUCUGCAAAUGAUAUUCGGGCUUGACGUGCCUCAGAAGUAUCAUUCACCUUCCUCUGUGUCCGAUUCAAUGUCUCUGUCGAGACCUCUACAAGAAUUGGUCACAAGAUUCUUCAAGGCAGACCCCAAGAAACGGCCUCGCGCUUUUGAGCUUGGAUCUAGCGAGUUCCUUGCCACGGAUGCGCCUGUGAUAGUGGAGGAUGAUCCUGCGACUAAGUCAAAUUAUCAUUCCCUUAACACGUUGUCGCCCAUACCCCCGAGGUUGAGACGCGAGUCGACGAAUAGAACUCUGACAUCGUCGAGAUAUCUGGAAGACUUUGACGAGGAGGGCCGUCUAGGUAAAGGUGGUUUUGGCGAGGUGGUAAAAGCCCGGAAAAAGCUGGAUGGACAGAUAUAUGCCAUCAAGAAGAUCAGUCAAAGAUCACAAGCGAGCUUGACCGAGAUCCUGAAAGAGGUUCGUCUGCUGUCUCAGCUCAGUCAUCCAGCCGUGGUUCGAUACUACAAUACCUGGGUUGAAGAAGUUCCAGAUCAGUCGGACACAGAGGGUGAGACCUCCACUGAUGAUCUUAACACGGAAGAUUCCCACGACACGAUAUCUCAAGGCGCCGCUAUCAACCUCACCACAAGCACAGGUGGUCUAGACUUUAUGUCGUCAAGUGGCUAUCCCCAGGUAGAGUUUGGCUACGAUGAUUCGGACGCUGAAGAGGACUCGGACGAGGAAGAGGAGGAUGACGAAGACUCGGACGAGGAAGAGGAUGAGAGCGACUCCGAUUCUGACGACAGCAGUCAGGCGGUCGGGCCUGGACCGAGGGGGAAAGAGAUAUUGAGGAGAAACCAUUCGUACCGAUCUUCCAGGACCGUUUUGUAUAUCUCCAUGGAAUACUGUGAGAAAAGGACACUGCGGGAUUUGAUUACAAGAAAGCUGUAUCAAAACACACCGGAAAUAUGGCGCCUGUUUCGGCAAAUACUCGAAGGUCUUGCCCAUAUUCACGGUCUCAGCAUUGUCCAUCGAGAUCUCAAACCCGAGAACAUAUUCAUUGCUCAUAGUAGCGAUGGAACGGACAAUGUCAAGAUUGGCGAUUUUGGACUGGCGACCAGCGGCCAAUUUGCCGCUGACAGGGUCAUGUCUAACACCAUGGAGUCAGAUGACUUCACCAGAAGCAUUGGGACUACUUCUUAUGCCGCACCGGAGGUACGAUCAGGGUCUAGCGGAAUGUAUAGUGCCAAAGUCGACAUGUACUCUUUAGGUAUAAUCUUCUUCGAGAUGUGUUAUCCCCCGAUGCUCGGUAUGCAAAGAGCCGAUGUUUUGGAAAAGCUUCGGCAACCCAAUCCCACGCUUCCUCCGGACUUCAAGCCUGCAGAUCAAGUACAGACAGAUAUUGUCUUGUCUCUCGUAACACAUAACCCGAAAGAACGACCUUCAAGUGCAGAACUGCUGCAGAGCGGAAAGCUUCCCGUACAAAUGGAGAGCGAGACCAUUAGGCGCACGCUCGCAGGUCUCGCAGAUCCUAGCUCACCGUACUACAAGAAGAUGCUGUCGACCUUGUUCUCCCGGCCACUGGAACAGGCCAAAGACUACGCUUGGGACAUGCACGAGACGAGCCCUAGUCAGGCAGACUUACUGAAUCAGAGCAUCGUGAAAGAAACUCUGAUAUCCAUAUUUCGCCGACACGGAGCUCUGGAGUGCCAGCGAACUUGUCUCUACCCGCGUUCCGCUCAUUAUGCCGAGAAUGUUGUGAGUCUUCUGGAUUCGAACGGAACAGUGCUGCAGCUCCCUUUCGAUCUCACAAUGGGCCACGCAAGGAUGCUUGCCAAGGGCAGCGGAACACCGGGCGUCCAGCGAACCUUCACAUUCGGCAACGUCUUCCGCGACAAAGGGGACACCGGGCAGCCUUACAUGCUCGGCGAGGUCGAUUUUGACAUUGUCACGACCAAUACCCUCGAUCUAGCGUUGAAGGAAGCCGAGGUUCUGAAGGUGCUCGACGAAAUCAUUGCGACCUUCCCCUCGCUGUCCUCCAGCCAGAUGUGUUUCCACCUUGGACAUUCCGACCUGCUGCAGCUCAUAUUUGACUACUGCCGAGUCGAGCAUGGGUCACGAAGAGCCGUGGCAGACGUGCUCAGCAAACUGAAUAUCCACCACUGGACAUGGCAAAAGAUCAGGGUGCAGCUGCGGUCGCCCUUGGUUGGCCUAUCAGCGACCAGCGUGGAUGAACUACAGCGAUUCGACUUCCGAGAUACCCCGUCGAAAGCUUUCUCGAAGCUCAAGACCAUUUUCGAGGGCACCGACAUGUACCAACGUGCUUCUUCGACCUUGGCGCAUCUCAGAGAGGUGUCAGAAUAUGCUAAACGUCUCGGCGUUGCAAGCAAGAUUUACAUUACUCCUCUGAACAGUCUCAAGGAGAGUUUUUACACCGGGGGAAUCCUGUUCUCAUGCCUCUAUGACAAGAAGGUCAAGGAUGUUUUCGCCGCAGGUGGCCGAUACGACAGCCUCAUCAAAGAGAACCGUCCCCGAAUCGGCAGCCAUUACGAAGAGCGCCACGCUGUGGGGUUCAAUCUAUCUUGGGAGAAGCUUUCCAGGCCCCCCAAAAGCGGCGGGAAGGCGUUCCUGAAGAAAUCGGAAGAAGAAAGCUACAACAUCUUUAACAACGCCAAGAGAUGCGACGCCCUGGUGGCCAGCUUCGAUGCCGCUGCCCUGCGGUCCACAGGAAUAGAAAUCCUGCAGACGCUCUGGUCGCACAACAUUAGCGCCGAGCUUGCUAAAGACGCACGCUCACCGGAAGAACUGCUGUCCCGAAACCGCGACGAGGGCUACUCGUGGAUUAUCAUCAUCAAGCAGGAUGCGAUCCUGAAGGUAAAGACGAUGGAUAAGAAGGACAUCCCCGACGUCGACAUACCGAUGGCGCAGCUGUUAUCGUGGCUGCGGGGUGAGAUCCGGGAGCGGGACUCCAAGUCCGUGGCUAAGUUGAGGAGCAACACCCAGCUGGCCGAGACGGGCGGCACAGCGGAGGCGCACCAGGAGCAAGACGUGCGCGUGCUGACGGCGCAGACGAGAAGCAAGAAGUUCAAUCGGAAGACGGUCGUGGAGCAGGCGCAGGUGAGCGCCGCCAGUCUGGUUCACUCAUUCCUAGACGGGCCUAUUCUGGCCGUCGAGACGACAGACCAGGUGAUGGAGCUCAUCAGAGAUACGUGCUUGUCGGACGGGGAGAGCUGGCGCAAGGUGGAGCACAGCGUGACGACGGCGGAGAAGAAGUACGUGCGGGAGAUCCACGACAUGCUACUGAAUUGGAAAUGGGACUGGGAGAAGAAGACUGCCAACCGGCAUUCGUUCCUGUACAACUUCAGGACGGGGAACUGCAUCUACUACGACCUGGGGGCGUAG
This is a messenger RNA of Colletotrichum navitas, 4854 nucleotides long. Its product is annotated as anticodon binding domain of tRNAs-domain-containing protein. The transcript is spliced from 6 exons. The record is from RefSeq and is a predicted model, not a curated record. Gene Ontology annotation, biological process: regulation of translational initiation by eIF2 alpha phosphorylation; DNA damage checkpoint signaling. Bases 1 to 4854 code for a protein of 1617 amino acids. Gene Ontology annotation, cellular component: nucleus; cytoplasm. NCBI's taxonomy places the organism in Eukaryota, Fungi, Ascomycota, Sordariomycetes, Glomerellales, Glomerellaceae. Gene Ontology annotation, molecular function: protein binding; eukaryotic translation initiation factor 2alpha kinase activity; ATP binding.